Pelecanus crispus (Dalmatian pelican) is the source of this 866-nucleotide messenger RNA. The record is from RefSeq and is a predicted model, not a curated record. NCBI's taxonomy places the organism in Eukaryota, Metazoa, Chordata, Aves, Pelecaniformes, Pelecanidae.
AUGGCAAGUUUGGUGCCUACAUGCAGGUACACAUCCAGAAUGAUGGUCCUGUAACAAUAGAAUUGGAGUCCCCGGCUGCCACUGUCGACCCUAAACAGCUGACAAAACUUGAAAAACAACAACAAAGAAAAGAGAAGACCAGAACCAAGGUGCCCUCUGAGUCAAGUAGAGAAAGGAAUGCCCCCCGUAACAAGGAUGACCCCAGUGCAAGCAGUGGAGCAGAAGGAGACGUGUCUUCAGAAAGAGAGCCUUAGCUCAUCCAAAGCAGGCCUCAGUUUCUCGUACAAAAGCUACGCUGGAUUCUUGAAGAGAGACCCAACAGACAUUCACCUCAGCAUCACUCUUCAACGACUUUGGAAAAGAAUGGAAAAUGGGAAAACAGAACUAAGACGUUAGAAACCUAUAUCAUUCUGUAUUGAAACAACCAAAGCAAUGCUAUCAGAUUCAGUUGUUAAUGUGUAGUAUCAGUAGUAAAAAGGACUUGUAACAUUUUUGUGUAUGUGUUUUCACAUGACUGCUGAAUAAAGGGUGACUGUAGGCAGAUUGUAGCAGUACAUAAGCUCCAUUUCAAAGAUAAAUCAGGGGUUUUCCUUAAACUUACACUUGAAUUCUGAAAAUUAUCCAAGCAGGCUUGUAUUUUGAUUCUCACUUUAUGGUGUCAUGUGCUACCUGUUUCCCUGGCAGCUUGUAGAUCUCUGUAUAUUUUGGUAUAUUGUUCAGCUGCUACGUAAGACCAAGUUAGGCAGUCCAGUCUUUCUGCAUGGAUUAAGUUAUUAAAAGGAAAGAUCAGCCACUAGUUGUGAACACAUCUGUCUUGUAAACUUUUUUAAAAACAGAAAAGACUUUAUUAAACAAUUGAUGCUAGC